AUGGUUGGAGGUAGAAAUGAUCAGGAAAUUGCAGAUGCUCUCAAGGCUAUAGCUUAUGUGAUGGCGCAAGAAAAUAUAGCUUUGCAGGUGAAUCAAAAUCAACAUGGUAUAGUUGAUGAAUUCCAUGGGCUGGGAAAGUUUCAGAGGAACAAUCCGCCUACUUGGGUUCAAGAGAUUGAGAAGAUCUUCAGAGUGAUACCAUGCAUUGAUGCACAUAAGGUCUUGUUCGGGACAAUUAUGAUGUCCGAGGAGGCUGAGUAUAUGUGGGAGAAUGCCCGUAAAAAGUUGGAAGUUACAACUAAGUUUGAAGAGCUUUCAAGAUUUUAUCCUUUUUACAAUUAUGUGGAAGUUGAAGGGUCAAAGAUCUCCGAUGAAGAUAGUCAUGCCCGGUCUGCUCACUAUAAGAGUGUCACUGAGAAGAAGAGCAGAAAUCAGAAUCGCGGUAAACUUGAUGUGACUCCAAAUGAUAAGGGUAAAUUGAGUUACCAAGAGAAGGCUACAAGUGAAAAAGAAACAAGUGACGUGGGCACUCCUACUUCUCUAAAGUUUUUCAAAUAUAGAGAGAUAGGUCAUCAUGUUGCAAAGUGA
This is a messenger RNA of Lathyrus oleraceus (garden pea), 588 nucleotides long. RefSeq lists its product as uncharacterized. Lineage: Eukaryota; Viridiplantae; Streptophyta; Magnoliopsida; Fabales; Fabaceae. Bases 1 to 588 code for a protein of 195 amino acids. The record is from RefSeq and is a predicted model, not a curated record. The transcript has 3 exons.